AUGAACGGCGUACCCCGAGUGGCGCGCAGCUCUACGCGAACAAGCUCAUCGCCAUGGGCCUGCUUCUUUUGCCAGCAGGCUCGGCCCAGCUGGGUACGCGUCAACGUGCCUAGCAGCUUUCGAAGAAAUGUCUCGGGUUCGACGCCGAGGAGAGCACAGCUUCGGGAGCAGAAGGAGUCGGUUCACGUCCCCUCGAUGGAACAGAUACGUGCGCAUUACAACAAAAAGAACGCCACCGUAGCAUACUACACCCUGAGCUUGAUAAUGGGCACCGUCGCACUGUCGUACGGUUCCGUGCCGUUGUACAAGAUGAUCUGCCAGACGACCGGUUGGGGCGGCCAGCCCGUUCGCGCCCACGGCGGUUCCUAUGACGGGGAUAUCUCGAGCCGACUAGUCCCCGUCACUUCUGCGAAUCGCAUCCGCGUCACCUUCAACGCCUCCGUCUCCGACGAGCUGCCGUGGAAAUUUGUGCCGCAGCAGCGCGAGGUCCGUGUACUGCCGGGCGAAACCGCUCUCGCCUUCUACAAGGCCGAAAACAAGGGCGACAAGGACAUCAUCGGCGUGGCCACGUACAGCGUCACACCGGCGCAGUGCGCUCCAUACUUUAGCAAGAUUCAGUGUUUCUGUUUCGAAGAGCAAAGGCUAAAUGCCGGCGAAACAGUCGACAUGCCCGUCUUCUUCUACCUCGACCCGGACCUGUUGACCGACCUGAACAUGAAGGGCGUCGAGACUGUUACCCUCAACUAUACCUUUUUCAGUAUUCCCAAUCCCUACCUCCCCCGGCCAAGUUGGCCAUGCUGA
Drechmeria coniospora is the source of this 801-nucleotide messenger RNA. RefSeq lists its product as uncharacterized. Bases 1 to 801 code for a protein of 266 amino acids. NCBI's taxonomy places the organism in Eukaryota, Fungi, Ascomycota, Sordariomycetes, Hypocreales, Ophiocordycipitaceae. The record is from RefSeq and is a predicted model, not a curated record. Gene Ontology annotation, molecular function: copper ion binding. Gene Ontology annotation, cellular component: mitochondrial inner membrane. The transcript has 3 exons.